Molecule: messenger RNA, 4014 nt
Organism: Centropristis striata (black sea bass)
Lineage: Eukaryota; Metazoa; Chordata; Actinopteri; Perciformes; Serranidae
Product: nebulette-like
Exons: 19
Coding region: 473-3295 (940 amino acids)
Biological process (GO): cardiac muscle thin filament assembly
Cellular component (GO): Z disc
Molecular function (GO): actin filament binding
Source: RefSeq, a predicted model, not a curated record
GGGAGGAGGAGAGAGGACAGCUGUUUGCCACCAUGUAUCCAGUCAGUUGAAUGUAUUUUAAUAAUCUCCAUUAUUCCUGUAUUUAUUUCUCUGUGUUCAGGUAUUUAUUUCUCUCUGUGUUCAGGUAUUUAUUCCUCUGUGUUCAGGUAUUUAUUUCUCUGUGUGUUCAGGUAUUUAUUUCUCUGUGUGUUCAGGUAUUUAUUUCUCUGUGUUCAGGUAUUUAUUUCUCUGUGUUCAGGUAUUUAUUUCUCUGUGUUCAGGUAUUUAUUUCUCUGUGUUCAGGUAUUUAUUUCUCUGUGUUCAGGUAUUUAUUUCUCUGUGUGUUCAGGUAUUUCUGGAGGUGAGCUGCUCUGUGAUUGGUGCAGCAGCAGAUGAUGUCAGACCUCCUCGUCUCCGUCUCCUCCUGUUCUCCUCCACCUCCAUCUGACGCUGUCAUCACGCUGCCAGCUCUCCUGCUGCUGAGGUGACUGACAUGGAGGAGGAGGCUCCAGAGGCUCCGGGGUUUGUUGGAGAGAUGAAGGAGGUUAUAAUGGAGGAAGAAGAGUCUUUCCAGGAGACGGUGGUCACAACAGAGACCACGGUUGUUGACGCAGAGGAGGAGGAGGAGGAGGUGAAAACUGAGGUGGACGAAGAGGAACAGGAGGCAGAAACAGAGGAAGAAGAAGAAGAAGAAGAAGGAGAGAAUAAAGAAGAGGGUCAAGCCAAGAAGCUGCUGGGAGCCUGGGAGUCAGAAGCCUCCUCUGAUGCGAAGCCUCCUCUACCAGACCCAGCGUUCAACAGGAGGUGCAGCCUGAACAUCAGUGAUGUGAAGUAUAAGGAGGACUUUGAGAAGAUGAGGGGUCAGAGUCUGUUCGUUCCUGGAGCCGAACUCAUCCACUCCAAGAACAUCAGCGCUGUGAUCUCUGAGUCCAAGUACAAAGAGGAGGGAAGGAAGGAGGCGUCCAUGUCUCUGUACUCCGUCCUGCCAGAGACUCCUGAGAUCCUCCACGCCAGAGAGGCUUCAGAGCUGCAGAGUGAGCUUAAAUACAAAGGAAACGUGAAGACGGAGAUUUCCUCGUCUCUUUAUUCUCUGCUGCCAGAAACCACAGAGACCCAGUUUGUCAAAGAGCUGACGGAGAUACUGAGUGAGAACAAGUACAAGGAGGAAGGGAAGAAGGAGAUGAGCAGCAGUUUGUACUCGCAGCUCCCUGAGACGGCCGAGAUGCAGCUGGCCAAGACCGUCCACGAGUUCCAGAGCGAGAAAAGGUACAAAGAAGACGGGAAGAGGAAGGCCUCCAUCUCGCUCUACUCUCAACUCCCCGAGACUCCAGAGAUCCAGCACGCUCUGGAGGUGUCCCAGCUGCAGAGCGAGGUGAAUUAUCGCCCUAAGGUGCUGGUUAAAGGAGCUCCCUCGUCUCUCUACUCUCUGCUCCCCGACACCUCAGAGAUCCAGUUUGCCAGAGAGAUGACUGAGAUGCAGAGUGAGAGUAAAUACAAGGAGGGCGGCAGGAGGAGCCUCUCCCAGAGUUUCUACUCUCAGCUCCCAGAGACCACAGAGACGCAGUUCGCUAAGAGCGUGGCGGAGCUGCAGAGCGAGAUGCGCUACAAGGAAGCGGGUAAGAAGGGCGUCAACUCGUGUUUGUACUCUCUUCUCCCGGAGACGCUGGAGACGGCUCACGCCAGGGAAGUCGCCGAGCUGCUCAGUGAGGUGAAGUAUAAAGAGGAGGGGAAGAAGGAGAUGAGCAUCAACCUGUACUCUCUGCUGCCCGACACCAUCGACACCCAACACGCCAGAGAGGCGUCACAGCUGCAGAGCGAGGUGAAGUAUAAAGAAGGUGUGAAGCAGAAGACUCAGAGCAGUUUGUACCAUCAGCUGCCUGAGACCACAGAGACCCAGCUGGCCAAGCAGCUGUCUGAGCUGCAGAGCCAGGCAAAAUACAAAGAAGCAGGAAAGAAGGAGGUGAACACGUGUCUGUACUCUCUGCUGCCCGAGACUCUGGAGACGCAGCACGCUAAAGAGAGCAGCGAGCUGCUCAGCGAGGUUAAAUACAGAGAGAGCGGGAAGACCGAGCGCUCCAGCUCGCUGUACGCCACGCUGCCCGACACCACGGAGACCAGCUUCGCCCGAGAGAUGAGCGACAUGCAGAGCGAGACUAAGUACAAGGAGAACGUGUUGAAGAGUCUCUCUCAGAGCGUUUACUCUCAGCUGCCUCAGACCACCGAGACGGAGUUCGCUAAAACAGUUUCUGAGCUGCAGAGCGAGAUGAGGUACAAACAGGGCAAGAAGGACGUGUCCAGCUCUCUGUACUCCACGCUGCCCGAGACUCUGGAGACGCUCCACGCCAGAGAGGCCUCGGAGCUGCAGAGCGAGCUGAAGUACAAGGCGGCUCUGAAGAAAGGUCGCUCCUCAAGUCUGUUCCACCUGCUGCCGGAGACCUUAGAGACGGCCCACGCACGACAAGUCUCCGAGCUCCUCAGCGAGGUGAAGUAUAAAGAGGAGGGGAAGAAGGAGAUGAGCAUCAACCUGUACUCUCUGCUGCCCGACACCAUCGACACCCAACACGCCAGAGAGGCGUCACAGCUGCAGAGCGAGGUACCGCUCCGCUUUAACCUUCCUCCAGAUGUUUGUUUGAGCGAGCGGCGAGCUAACGUGGCGUCUGCUCUCCUGCAGGUGAAGUAUAAAGAAGGUGUGAAGCAGAAGACUCAGAGCAGUUUGUACCAUCAGCUGCCUGAGACCACAGAGACCCAGCUGGCCAAGCAGCUGUCUGAGCUGCAGAGCCAGGUAGAGGAAACACCUCAACACUCACUCACCACUACUGUCAGUCACACUUUAUCUAUCACUAUCAGUCAGACUUUAUCUAUAACUAUCAGUUACACUUUAUCUAUAACUAUCAGUCAGACUUUAUCUAUAACUAUCAGUCACACUUUAUCUAUAACUAUCAGUCAGACUUUAUCUAUAACUAUCAGUCAGACUUUAUCUAUAACUAUCAGUCAGACUUUAUCUAUAACUAUCAGUCAGACUUUAUCUAUCACUAUCAGUCAGACUUUAUCUAUAACUAUCAGUCAGACUUUAUCUAUAACUAUCAGUCAGACUUUAUCUAUAACUAUCAGUCUGACUUUAUCUAUAACUAUCAGUCAGACUUUAUCUAUAACUAUCAGUCAGACUUUAUCUAUCACUAUCAGUCUGACUUUAUCUAUCACUAUCAGUCUGACUUUAUCUAUAACUAUCAGUCUGACUUUAUCUAUAACUAUCAGUCACACUUUAUCUAUAACUAUCAGUCUGACUUUAUCUAUAACUAUCAGUCUGACUUUAUAACUAUCAGUCUGACUUUAUCUAUAUCUAUCAGUCACACUUUAUCUAUAACUAUCAGUCAGACUUUAUCUAUCACUAUCAGCCUGACUUUAUCUAUAACUAUCAGUCACACUUUAUCUAUAACUAUCAGUCUGACUUUAUCUAUAACUAUCAGUCUGACUUUAUCUAUAACUAUCAGUCACACUUUAUCUAUAACUAUCAGUCACACUUUGUCUAUAACUAUCAGUCUGACUUUAUCUAUAACUAUCAGUCACACUUUAUCUAUCACUAUCAGUCAGACUUUAUCUAUCACUAUCAGUCAGACUUUAUCUAUAACUAUCAGUCUGACUUUAUCUAUAACUAUCAGACAGACUUUAUCUAUAACUAUCAGUCAGACUUUAUCUGUAACUAUCAGUCUGACUUUAUCUGGAAAGCAGCAAGUUGGGGUCAUAAAAUACAAACUAGAUAAAGUAACUAGAUCACAAAGAUUCUGAAGAUAAAGCAACAACAAAGAAUGUGACAAUUAUACACAAUAAAAUACAUUUUUAUAAUAAUAUUAAAGAUAUUUCAAUAAAACUAAAGAUAUUAAAAAGAAAAACUCAAUCAAUCAAUCAAUCCAACUUUAUUUGUAAAGCAGCAAGUUUGCUUCAAGUAGUGAGAUACAAACUAGAUAAAGAAACAAGAUCAAAACAUAAAAUAUGAUAAUAAUAAUAAUAAUAAUAAUAAAAAAUAUUUCAGUAAAA